AUGGCACUCCUGAAGAAGGAAAAUAACAACAACACGGGAAUUAUCACAAAGUCAUCAUACUGGAACGUCAACAGGUUAUUUUUCUACAAGAAAUUGACCUUGAGGAAGGAACGCCUCACAUCUCCACAACAGCUUACCUUCCCUUUGGAGGGUGAUGAUGACAAGAUUGUUGGAGGAUAUGAAUGUAGGAAGAACUCUGUGCCCUACCAAGUAUCCCUAAAUGUUGGUUAUCACUUCUGCGGAGGGUCUCUGAUCAGUAACCAGUGGGUCCUGUCUGCAGCUCACUGCUACCAGUCCCGUAUUCAGGUUCAUCUUGGUGAGCACAACAUUGCCAUCAAUGAAGGCACCGAGCAGUUCAUCAGCUCUUCCAAGGUCAUCAGGAACCCCAGCUACAGCAGCUCCACCCUGAACAAUGACAUCAUGCUGAUUAAGCUGAGCCAGCCUGCCACUCUGAACAGCUACGUCCGCACUGUGCCCCUGCCCACAAGCUGUGCUUCUGCUGGCACCAUGUGUUUGAUCUCCGGCUGGGGCAACACCCUCAGUAGUGGCACGAACUACCCUGACACUCUAAGGUGCCUGGACGCUCCCAUCCUCAGUGACACCAGCUGCAGAAAUUCCUACCCUGGUCAGAUUACAUCCAACAUGUUCUGCGCUGGGUAUCUGGAGGGAGGCAAGGAUUCCUGCCAGGGUGACUCUGGAGGCCCAGUGGUGUGCAAUGGGCAGCUCCAGGGUAUUGUGUCCUGGGGAUAUGGCUGUGCCAUGAAGAACAAGCCUGGUGUGUACACCAAGGUCUGCAACUACAAAACCUGGAUCCAAAAUACUAUUGCUUCCAACUGAGAAUGAA
Scleropages formosus (Asian bonytongue) is the source of this 844-nucleotide messenger RNA. RefSeq names its product serine protease 1 (gene prss1). Gene Ontology annotation, molecular function: serine-type endopeptidase activity. NCBI's taxonomy places the organism in Eukaryota, Metazoa, Chordata, Actinopteri, Osteoglossiformes, Osteoglossidae. The transcript is spliced from 6 exons. Bases 1 to 837 code for a protein of 278 amino acids. Gene Ontology annotation, biological process: proteolysis. The record is from RefSeq and is a predicted model, not a curated record.